This is a messenger RNA of Aspergillus costaricaensis CBS 115574, 3423 nucleotides long. RefSeq names its product MFS transporter/fungal specific transcription factor domain-containing protein. The transcript has 21 exons. Gene Ontology annotation, biological process: transmembrane transport; carbohydrate transport. Bases 1 to 3423 code for a protein of 1140 amino acids. Gene Ontology annotation, molecular function: carbohydrate:proton symporter activity. Gene Ontology annotation, cellular component: membrane. The record is from RefSeq and is a predicted model, not a curated record. NCBI's taxonomy places the organism in Eukaryota, Fungi, Ascomycota, Eurotiomycetes, Eurotiales, Aspergillaceae.
AUGACUAUUCUUGUUGGAAAGCCCUUGUCAUGGGCUAUCACCACCACUGCAGGAAGUGGGUUCCUGCUAUUCGGCUAUGAUCAGGGUGUCAUGUCUGGUCUGUUGACCGGGACAGCCUUUACUCGAACCUUCCCGGAGAUUGAUACCACCGCAACGGGACACGGUAGUUCGUCAUUGCAGGGGACGGUCACUGCCAUCUAUGAGAUCGGAUGCUUCUUCGGGGCUAUCAUUGCCCUACUGAUUGGUGAACGUAUCGGUCGGCGGUGGUGCAUCAUAGCUGGCUGUAUCAUUCUUUCAAUCGGAGCUGCAUUGCAGUGCAGUGCGUAUAGUAUCCCUCACUUGAUUGUGGGCCGGAUUGUGGCUGGGGUUGGGAAUGGCCUCAAUACUAGUACUAUCCGGCUUGCGAUUGAGCUAUGUAUCAACAUUUUUGGCGUGAUGACGGCAUACUGGGUUGAUUACGGAAUGAGUUACGUGGUCAACGAUGCGCAGUUCCGCUUUCCUAUUGCCUUGCAGAUUCUCUUUGCCGUAAUCACCUUAGCAGGUAUUAUCGUGCUUCCCGAGUCCCCUCGCUGGCUUAUUGCCCAUGGCCGACACGAUGAAGCACGACAUGUCAUCUGGGCCGUCCAGCCCAACGCCCGACUCAUUGACGAGGACGACGCUGCAGUGACCGCAGACGUCACGGAAAUAACCACCGCUAUCGCUGAGGAGCGAGAGGCUACGCAAGAAGGGUCAUUCAAGCUGGUCUUCACCAACGGCCACCAGAAGUUCUUCUACCGGACGCUGCUGGGAAUGGGUGGGCAAAUGAUGCAGCAGCUGUCGGGUGUCAAUCUGAUUACAUACUACAACACGGUUAUAUUCGAGGAUUCAGUUGGCAUGAGCCAUAACCUGGCGUUGUUGAUGGCUGGGUUCAACGGCGUGGCGUACUUUGCCUCGACAUUUGUUCCUAUCUGGGCUAUUGAUCGGCUGGGUCGUCGGAAAUUGAUGCUCUUUGCGGCGGCUGGGCAAUGCGCAUGCAUGGCGAUACUGGCGGGCACAGUAUAUGACGGUAGCCAUGCAUCUGGUAUUGUCGCCACGGUAAUGCUGUUUCUGUUCAACUUCUUCUUCGGUGUGGGAUUGCUGGCCAUUCCCUGGUUGUUGCCCGCCGAAUAUGCUCCGCUGUCUAUCCGAUCUCAAGCUGCGGCUCUCGCCACUGCUACGAACUGGAUCUUUACUUUCCUGGUGGUGGAAAUUACCCCAGUCAGCAUCAAGAGCAUCGGCUAUCGCACGUAUAUCUAUUUUGCUGGCGACGAAGCAAAGCCAACGUGCACGGGUUGCAAACGGCGCGGCGACAAGUGCCAAUGGCGCAUGCUAGGGUCCUUCCGCGAGGCCAACAUCAAGGUUCUGGAACCGGGGCAUCCGUCCAUGAAUCAAACGGCCAGGGGGACUAGGAAACAGAGUAAAUUCAAGAUUCUGAAUGUUGUUCCUUCUCCUUCCCGAGCUGCUGGAAAAGAACGGCAGCUGAGUCCGCCGGUUGAUGAAGGGAGAGGGUCAUCGCCUUCGGCACGAUUGCUUCCAGGUAAUGGUGAGGGUGAGGGUGAAGUGGUGCGGCCGGAUGGUCUGGAGAAUGUAUCCGGAGCAGCACCGGAUGCUCACCCGACGGUGCUUAGUCCUGGUUCUAAUCAGGCUGUGUCGCCUCUUUCGCAUCACAGUUUCCAUGCUCAAGAGAUUAAUAUUGGAAAUGGUCAGUCACCUCAUCAGGCGAGUGAGCUACCUCACCCAUACCCUGAUGAAGCGCCUCACCAGCCGUACAUCCAUUCUAGUCCUGAGUUUGUUGUUGAUGAGCUCACUGCUCUGCGCAACCUCUCCAAUAAUGCGGGACACUUUCCUGGACCUGAAGUCUACCAGUCUAUAACAUCUCCAUUGUUCGAUCAUAGCGUCUUUUCUGAUCCGGCAAAUUUGACAAAUGAUGUUUUCGUUCCGGGCUCGGCCUACGAAGCCCUUCAUACCACGCUGCGUAAUCGACAGCUGUGGACUGCUCGGACAGAAAUCCCCAGUCGCGCAAGUACCCCGGCAUCAGUGCUUGGAUUUGACGCACCCACGCCGAACACCUCACGUCUACAGAGAAGCAGACGAGCUCAGUCCAGACCAGGACGGGACUUUGAACUGACACCCGAGCGCGAGAACAUACUCUGGCAGAACUACCUGAACGAAAUCUGUCUCUGGCUGGACAUGUUCGACAACCACCGACACUUCGCAUCGACCUUCCCUCAGAUGGCCAAGUCGGCGCCACAUCUACGAUAUUCCAUCCUUGCCCUGUCAGCACGGCAGAUGGAGCGACAGCAGAACAAAAAGUCGCAAUCAGAAAGUCUUCUCUUAUACCAAGAGGCCAUCCAUCAACUUCUUCCGGAGCUAGAGCAGAAGACGACCCCUGUCAUCGCGUCAUGCGUCAUUUUAUGCGUCCUCGAGAUGCUCAGCUGCAACCCCAAAGAGUGGCGCCGACACCUUGACGGAUGCGCCUACCUUAUCCAAGCCGCGGAAAUCAACGGCUUCUCGGGUAAAGAGGAGCAAGCGCUAUUCUGGUGCUUCGCGCGAAUGGACGUCUGCGGAGGUCUCAUCUCCGAAGAAGAGACUAUUAUCCCGAUCCACCACUGGAUUCCGCGCGACAUGACCCCCACGGAAGCAUCCCAGCUCUUCCUCGCCUCAAACAUGAUUACCUUCGACACGUACGCCAAUUACACUGUCUUCCUGUGUGCCCAGACAUUAGGGGUGCUUUUCGGCGGUAGCAGCCAGUUACCAGCGUCCUGCGUGUCAUGCAACUAUCUCUCUAGUCCCAGGGAGGGCGAAUCGUAUGUGCAGCGGUGGCAGCGCCUUUUUGAUGAUGUGGAGCAGUGCGGGAGGGAAGACAAUGGAGAGGGGCGAUGGGGAAAGACCGUUUCCGACGGUGCUGUAUGGGAACGGGGCUGCUAUUUCAGGAAACCAGCUCUACCAUGCCUGUGCAUUGCUUUUGCUGCAACGAAAACCAAAGACGGUAUCCCUGCCACGGCGACCGAAAUCGGUGUUGUGGCACGCGCGGCAAAUCUGCGCUAUUUCCGCAUCAAAUACACAUCACCGCUGUGGCUGGCUGGCAAAGUGAUGUCGCAUCACUCGGAACAUACCGCCAUUAUUGAGACUUUGACGCAAAUUGAGCGCGAGACGGGGUGGGCGACAGCCUGGCGAGUGGAAGACCUAAAGGAGUUUUGGGGAGAUGAGGACGAGAAUGUGGAUGUGGAUAUGGAUGGGGGGAUGGAUCUGGAUUUGCGGAGUGAGAGGCCGAGAGGCAGCAUCGGGAGUAUUCCUUCGAGUCGUUUUUGGGGUUUGAUGGAUAUCAUUGGAUUGAUUGGGAUGAUCGAGAUCGGGAUCCACCAGGCCGGGAAUGAGCGGGAUGAUGAUCUUACCGAGACAUGA